This is a messenger RNA of Sarcophilus harrisii (Tasmanian devil), 2493 nucleotides long. RefSeq names its product Sp7 transcription factor (gene SP7). The record is from RefSeq and is a predicted model, not a curated record. Bases 22 to 1260 code for a protein of 412 amino acids. Gene Ontology annotation, molecular function: RNA polymerase II cis-regulatory region sequence-specific DNA binding; DNA-binding transcription factor activity, RNA polymerase II-specific. Lineage: Eukaryota; Metazoa; Chordata; Mammalia; Dasyuromorphia; Dasyuridae. The transcript has a single exon. Gene Ontology annotation, biological process: regulation of transcription by RNA polymerase II.
UAUGGCUCCAGCCCGUUGGCAAUGCUGACUGCAGCCUGCAGCAAGUUUGGCAGCUCCAGUGCUCUUCCAGACUCAGCUACUGCAAGCAAAGCAGGUGCAAAGAAGUCGUACCCUCCGGGCAGUGAACUUUCUGCCUCCAAAACCAUGGGCGACGCUUAUCCAGCUCCGUUUGCAGGCACCAAUGGCCUCCUUUCCUCCACAGCCAGUCCUCCUGCCCCAGCUUCAGGUUAUACCAAUGACUAUACCCCUUUCUCUCACUCUUUCCCCGGACCCACAAGCACCCAGGACCCUGGGCUACUGGUGCCCAAGGGACAUGGCUCUCCCGACUGCCUACCCAGUGUCUACACUUCCCUGGACAUGACACACCCUUAUGGCUCAUGGUAUAAGGCAGGAAUUCAUGCGGGCAUCUCCCCUGGCCCUGGCAACACCCCUACCCCGUGGUGGGACAUGCACCCAGGGGGCAACUGGCUAGGUGGUGGGCAAAGCCAGAGUGAUGGGUUGCAAGGGACGCUCUCCACGGGCCCAACUCAAACUCCACUCAACCCCCAGCUACCCACCUACCCUUCUGAAUUUGCUCCACUCAACCCUGCCCCCUACCCAGCUCCCCACCUUCUCCCUCCUGGGCCCCAACAUGUCCUGCCCCAGGAUGUCUACAAACCUAAGGCUGUGGGCAACGGGGGGCAGAUAGAAGGAGGUGGCGGGAAUAAGCCUUCUCGGGGUGCAGGUACAGGAGGGAGUGGGGCCUAUGGGGGUGGGGGCGCUGGGCGGUCCACGUGUGAUUGCCCUAACUGCCAAGAGCUAGAGCGGUUAGGGGCAGCUGCUGCAGGGCUGAGGAAGAAGCCCAUCCAUAGCUGCCAUAUUCCUGGCUGCGGCAAAGUCUAUGGAAAAGCUUCACAUCUGAAGGCCCACCUUCGCUGGCACACAGGAGAGAGGCCCUUUGUCUGCAACUGGCUUUUUUGUGGCAAGAGGUUCACCCGAUCAGAUGAAUUGGAACGGCACGUCCGCACUCACACCCGAGAGAAGAAAUUUACCUGCCUGCUUUGCUCAAAGAGAUUCACCCGAAGUGAUCACCUGAGCAAACAUCAGCGCACCCAUGGCGAGCCCGGUCCUGGGCCCCCUUCUUCCGGCCCCAAAGAACUGGGGGAGGUUCGGGGAGCAGAGGAGGAAGGCACUCAGGCCUCGAGGCCAACAGCUUCACCCAUACCGUCUGAGAAAGCCCCAGGAGGCAGCCCGGAGCAAAGCAGUCUGCUGGAGAUUUGAAUGAAAAGGGCCCUACCCAGCUGCCCAUACUCUGUAGCUUGCCUUAGUCCCUUUCCCCAUUGCUGGUCCCUUACUUCCCUUGCUACCUCUUCUGUUUUCCCUUAUUUGCUCACCACACUCCCCAACCUCAAACCCAAUGUCAGUGAUCCAAGGUGUCCCCGAGCUCUUAAUUUGUCCUCCAUUUCCUCUUACUCUACUCCAUCUAGUAUUGACAUAUUCUGUAAGUGGUUCCUCCCAAGUAGUUUACUCUUUCUUCUUCUCCCUCAUUUUAACCUUGGUUUUCCUUCAUUCCUCCAAACUCACCAUUUGUCUCGAAUCUCACUGUCCUUUCUUUUAUCCUCCCUUCCAGUAUUGCCCCAUUCUUUCCCCUACAUUAUCCCCACCAAAUUCCUUAUCCUAGCUUACCAAACUGUAGUCGGUGGCUCUCCCCAGCCUGAAUUUCUUCUGGUCUCCCACCUGAAUUUCCAUACAUUCACUUACAGUGGGAGAUUAACCAGGGGCCUAUGAUCAAUUGAGUCUUCUACAGGGGUUGAACAGGGAUCCAUUCAUUCCAUCUAAUCUCUUAUUAAUUCAUUCAGCUAAUGUCUAUUUGGGCACCUACUAUGAGUGUGGUAUUGUGUUAGGUGCUUCUGCUUGGUCCUCUAAUCUCUGAUUUGUAUGUUUCUAAAGUGUUUCCUUCUUUAAAACUUUGGCAUUAUCAACUCAAGUUCCUCCCCCCUUUUUUCCCCAUUUCUCCUUAAUUCCAUCUGCCAUUCCCUAUACUCUUCCAAUCUUUUGCUCCAUUUCUUCACUUUCACAACUUUUCCCCCUUUUAUAAACACAAUAAUAAUAAUGAUAAUUUAUUGUCCCCUGGGUGCCCCUCUUUAGGAGCAAGAACCUAGGAGGUGGGAUUAAUUGCCUAAUAGGGAGUGGGAUGGGGACCAAUCCCAGUGGUGGGGUGACCUCCAAAAUGAGGGAAGCUGCUGCCAAGCCUAUGCAUAUUAAACCCACCCUGUGAAUGGAGAAUAAUGAAUAGUGAUAAUUAAUAAUAAUUCUAUUUAUCUAAGUUAUGAUGACGGGUCAGGCAGUACUAGACCAGGGAUAAGUAAGGGUCUGCCUCUGCUAAGGGAGAGCCCAGUAGCAAGAGUCUUUGCUUCCAGAUGGGUUGACUACAUUGAUCUCUCUCUCUCUCUCUCUCUGUCUCUCUCUCUCUCUCUCUCCUAACAGUCUCCAGUCAGUGGGGACUUUGCUAAU